This is a messenger RNA of Silurus meridionalis, 3480 nucleotides long. It is a transcript of the gene cep112, whose product is annotated as centrosomal protein 112. The coding region runs from base 294 to 3110 and encodes 938 amino acids. The record is from RefSeq and is a predicted model, not a curated record. Lineage: Eukaryota; Metazoa; Chordata; Actinopteri; Siluriformes; Siluridae. The transcript has 28 exons.
GUGUGAUUUCCCAGGAACUGCGUUUGAACCGUUUGGCAGCUGUGAUUUACAAACAACUUGUUGCUGAUUUGCUCGGUAACUGUUCCGCAUGGUUUCGGUUUUGGUUUGUAGCGCUUACAUGGAUGCAGAAAUACAAACACAAAGUUUGGAUUUUGUUUGCUUCUGAUAUUAUAUAAUAUUUGAUAAUCACAUUGAGUGCAGUGACUCUGCCGGUGUUGUGCAUCGGGCGCUGGUUAGUAACGGACACAGAGGCAGAGAGUGAGACAGUGAGACACUCUAUUGAUAAAUACAGGAUGAGUAGAGAAGAGGACUCAUUGGAGAAUCUGGACUCUGAGUUUGAUCACUACUUAGUUGACAUGAAACCUUUUGUGCUCAAGCUUCCAGACAAAUCAGAGCGUCAGCGAUGCGCCCUAUGGAUCAAGAAGCUCUGUGAUCCUGUGGCCUCCGGCUCCGGCCUGAUGGGAAGGAAAAACCGUAAUGCAUACGCCAGGCUUCUUCUGCACAUGCUCAGAAGAGGAGUCCUCGAGGGACCGUUUACUUACAAGCCCGAAUCGGGAAGCCUCAAAACUUUACCAACAUACAUGUCAGUUUACUAUGAUGAGCCACUGGCAUCCCGGAUUCGAGCACAGAGCACCGCCAUGCUGCCAGACUGGGUUACUGGUGAACUGGAUCGUGAUGACACGUGGUCCAGUCUGCCGAAGGACUCCUCUCCACCUCAUCCAAACAACAGAAGGAGAAAUUUAUUCCAUCCCAAGUCUCCAAGCAGACCUUUAUCUUCCAGUCCUCUCAGAUCUGCUGCCAAGGAGGACAAGAGGGAUGGGCACCCAGGAAGACCCUCUUCUGAUGACAGCGACUUAGAAGCCCGUCUCAACAGCUGGAACCUUGGGAUCGAAAACCCCAGGUAUUUGCGCGAGAACCCUAUUCCCCUAUCUCCGAUUUACCCAAAGUCGAGCCUAAGAAAUAGCACCCUUACCAGUGAGCCCCCUGUUUACAAAGCAGAUCAGGAGACUGAAAUGAAAACCAAAGUUCUGGAGGCCAAGUACCAGGAGGAAAAGCUGAAGCUCCAGCAGAGACACGACGCUGAUGUUCAGAAGAUUUUACAUCGUAAGAAUGGCGAGAUCGAGGAGCUGAAGUACUUGCACCGGUCCAAGCAGAAAGAAGCCGACGAGGCAGUGAAAGCACUGGAGAAAAAAGUUCAAAGCUUGCUUCGUGAAUCCCAGGUCAUCCGCCAGAGCAAAGACAAGCAGAUCGCAGAGUUAAAGAAAUUGUCGGAUCAAAGUGCUGACUCUAUGAAAAACGAAUGGGAGAAGAAGCUGCACACUGCUAUGGCGCAGCUGGAGCAAGAGAAGUUUGAGCUGCAGAAGAAGCACACAGAUAACAUCCAAGAGCUGCUGGAGGACACCAACCAGCGGCUGGCCAAGAUGGAGGCCGAGUACGGCACCCAGACACGAGCCACCGAGCACACAGUGCAUGAUCUGGAGGCACGGGUGAAGCAGCUUUCAGUGGAGGUGGAGAACAGCAACCUGCUCAGGCAGAAGGUCACACAGGAGAAAGCUGAGCUGGAGAUCCACAUUGCAGCCAUCAGUUCUGAGCUGCAGGAGACCAAAUGCAGGAAUAUGACUCUACAGCGGGAGAAGGAUCUACAGAGUGAGCAGCAUGAGGAGACACUACAAAAGCUUCAGGCCAAACACAAUGCAGACAUCAACCACUUUGAGCAGGAGCAUGCGCUGUCUGUAGCCAAGGCAUCGGAGGUGAUCGCAGAUCUGGAACAGAUGGUGGCGCGGCUCAAACAGCAGCUGCGAGACAGCGAGCACCAAAGGCAAAAACAGCUCAGGGAUCUGGAAAAUAAGACGCAGCAGGAGAAAAUGGACCUUCAGCACACCAGUGACAAAAAGGUGCAGUCUCUGCAGGCCGAGCUGGAGAAGGAGCGUAAUGAAGGCAGGAAAAAGACCACCAAGUUGGAGGAGGCACUCAGGGAGAAAGAGGAUCACAUAUGCCACCUAAGAGAAUCCCAGAGACAGCAGGCCCAGCAGGCAGAGUGUGCUUUGGAGAGCUUUAAGAAGCAAGUGGAGCUCAGCUCUGAAAAAGCCUACGCUGACAUGAAGCAGCAGAUGGAAAAGGUGGAAGCUGAUCUGUCGCGUUCUAAGUUACUGAGAGAGAAGCAAACAAAGGAGUUCGGCCACCAACUAGAGGAGCUCCAACAAAAAUACGAGCAGCAGAUUAUGGAGCUGAAACUGCAGCAUGAGCAAGAGAGGACACACCUACUUCAGCAACACAAUACUGAGAAGGACAGCCUGGUCCAGGAUCAUCAGCGGGAGAUUGCUAGUCUGGAGAAGCAGGCGCGGUCCGCCAUGGCCCAGCACCAAGCACAGACCCAAGAAUGGAGAAAGCGGGAUGGACAGACAAUCAGUGAGCUGGAGUCCCAGGUGCACACACUCAGGGAGGAGCUGCUUGCGGCUCACAGUCAAAGGAAGCAGCAGCUGACUGAGUUGGGCCUACAACGUGAGGAGGAACGCCAACGUGCUGCCCAGGAACAAGAGGUGGCGUUAGGCAGGGUCCGGGCCGAGAUGGACCGCGUCCGCCAGGAUCUGGAGAGGAGCCACACUGCUGAGAGAGAACUCGCUCAGGAGAAGGCAAACGGUUGGUUGAAGCAGCUUGAGAAGGAAUACACCCAGAAGCUUGCCAAGUCUGCACAGACAAUGGCAGAGCUACAAACGACAUUGUUCUCUGUUAAAGAAGAGAGCAAACAAACCCAGCAGGCUCUGGAACGCCAGCUACAGGAAGCGCAUACACACUGGGAUGAGGAGAGAAGACAGCUCAGCCGAGAUGCUGACCGUGUCAGCAAAGCUCUCCAGGAGCGGGUGGAGAGCUUGCAAAGGCAGCUGCGUACUACAGAGAAGAAAAUGAUGAGCCGGGAGCUGGAGACCCAAGAACAGAUCACGCGCAUCCGCCAGGAGUACGAGUUAAAGAUUAAAGGCCUGAUGCCCGCUGAGCUCCGGCAGGAACUGGAGGACACCAUCACCUCUCUCAAGUCACAGGUCAGUUUCCUUCAGAAGAAAGCAUGCGUUUUACAGGAAGACUUGGAUGCAUGCCGCAGCAGGAGGCUUUGAUUUUGAUCAUUCAGCUGAAUGAGCAUUAGGGGUUCGGCUCCGAUGUCAGGUAAUGAAGGACAUGCAAUAUUCAGCAUUGAAGAUUUCACCCAUCUUCACACACUAUUUGUGUUUUGGACCAUGACUUGCUUUCAUGUUUUCUGUGUCAUGUUUGAAUUAAAUUCUUUUUUAAAUGUAUUUAUGCACUGAACCAUCAUAUUUAUUUCCAUUUUUUGAGAAAUAAUGAGUUUUGCUUAAUGUGGCAUGGUGUUUAUGUCUCACUACAAAUGUUGCAUGCUGUUUGGUCAGCCAUGUUUACUUGAUUUAUGAAAGGAAAAAAAGAACUGUCGCAUUUAAAUUCACCUUUUUGUAUUAAAUACAUUUUUUUCUA